Molecule: messenger RNA, 4308 nt
Organism: Trichoderma harzianum CBS 226.95
Lineage: Eukaryota; Fungi; Ascomycota; Sordariomycetes; Hypocreales; Hypocreaceae
Exons: 12
Coding region: 1-4308 (1435 amino acids)
Biological process (GO): transmembrane transport
Cellular component (GO): membrane
Molecular function (GO): ATP hydrolysis activity; ABC-type transporter activity; ATP binding
Source: RefSeq, a predicted model, not a curated record
AUGGAUCUUGACAGCAAUUGGACGACGGACGCAGCUCUCGGUUGUGAUAUUUCUUUCGGCCCAACCGCUAGCAGCUGUGAGACACCUCGGUUCGAUUUUACGCUCCUCUUUGAACAAUCGAUCUUGAACAUUGCACCGUGUGCACUGCUUCUAAUCUUUUCGCUACCGCGAACUCUCUAUCUGUUUCGUAGCAAGCCCAAGGUUCUGCGCAAUCGAAUCGGUAUACCUAAAUUGGUCGCCUACGCUGCUCUCAUUUCUCUGCAGCUAUCGCUACUAGUAGUCUGGUCCGUCCAUCAUGAGGCUCUGACUCACGCCUCUCUAGCAGCGGCGACGCUCAGCCUUGCCGAUGGAAUAGCACUGAGUGUGCUGAGCUACUUGGAGCAUCGCCGGUCAAUUCGGCCUUCAAGUAUCAUUCUCGUCUACCUCGUGUUCUCUAUUGCUUUUGAUGCAGUCCAAUGCCGAACUCUCUGGCUUCUCAAAACAAAUGUCCUGGCUCCCGUCUCUACAGCUACACUGGCGUGCAAACUUGUCGUCUUUCUUCUUGAACUUGGAGAGAAGCGCCACAUUCUUCUGCAUCCCUGGAAUAACCUAACACCAGAAACGACAAGCAGCAUCAUAAAUAGAAGCCUCUUUUGGUGGCUUAAUGAUCUUUUGCUUCGCGGGUUCCGUACACCUUUGUCUACUGAUACGCUUUACGAGAUUGACGACAGCAUGAAAUCGGAGAGACUUUUCCUUAAAUUACAAGAUGCGCGUCAGAAAUGGUCCAACUCACCCGUGCCCCAUCGAUAUAGUCUGUUGUUGGCUACAUGCGAUUCUCUCCGAAAGCCAUUGGCCGUCACAAUCCUGCCUCGUCUAUUUUUGAUCGGCUUCAAGUUUGCUCAGCCUUUUCUCAUAAAUCGCGUCAUUACAUACAUUCAGGAAAAGAAUGAUGGCGAUGGUGCUAGAAAAGAUGUCGGCUAUGCGCUUGUUGGAGCGACCGGAUUGAUCUCCAAUGGGUUCUAUCAGCACAAACUAUUCCGCUCUCUCACAAUGAUCCGGGGUGCUUUGACGUCCUUGGUCUAUAUCCGCACUCUUGAAGUGAGCGCCAUGUCUUCCGACACCGCAGCCAUUACACUAUCUGGCCCCGAUGUUACCUCAAUCACGAGAGCGUUCGAGAGCUUUCAUGAAAUAUGGGCAAACCCCAUAGAAAUUGCGCUGGCCAUAUGGCUGUUGGCGAGAGAGCUUGGACUAGGAUGCAUUGGACCCGCUGUCGCUGUUAUUGUGUGCACCGUUGCUAUGACGAGGCUCUCCAACUUCAUGGGGCCGGCCAUGAAAGCCUGGAAUGAAGCCAUCCAGCAACGGAUUACGACAACAUCAAGUGUAAUUGGCUCAAUAAAGGAAGUCAAGAUGCUAGGCAGAGCUAGCUCAUGGACAGAUAGCAUUCAACUGCUUAGAGUGGCAGAACUUCAGCGCUCGAAAAAGUUUCGUAGAUUCAUCACAUAUAUGAACAUCUUGGGGAAUACCCCAUCUGCUUUGGCUCCGAUUCUCACGUUUGGCAUUGCCAUUGCUGUGAGUCGCAAUGGCGCGCAGAAUCAGCUCUCAAUCUCGACCGCUUUCACCUCACUAUCAAUCAUCGCUCUGAUCACGAAUCCUCUGGCGAAACUUCUCUCAUCUGUUCCGUCUUUUGUGAGCUGCAUCGGCAGCUUUGAGAGAAUCGAGGCAUUUGUUGAUGAAAGCCAAAAUGCGCCGUCUACACCAAUUAGUAUGCAAAGUGAUGCAUCAAUCCAAACUGAGGGUGAUAUGACCUCUAGUAUUGAAUUGACUCAUCUCCCUAAGCGAGGGUCGGCCACAAUAGUGGCCGAUGAUGUCUCAUUUAAUGUGAAGAGUGGAGAAACCCCCGUACUACAAGGUCUAAACAUCAGCAUCCGACCGUCGACUUUAACAGUAGUGACUGGAAAGAUUGGAUCAGGAAAGUCAAUGCUUCUACUCGGGCUCAUGGGUGAACUUCAUGCAAGUGGCAGUUUGAAGCUUCCCUCAUCUGGGAUUGCAUUCUGCUCUCAAGCAACUUGGUUAGUCAAUACCACUAUCAAGAAAAAUAUCACUGGACCGGAGGACCAAGAAAUCGACUCGGAGUGGUAUGAAACCGUGAUCCGGGCGUGUGCGUUAGAGAGGGACCUUCAGCAACUGCGAGAUGGCGACGAGUCCAUCGUUGGAAGUAAGGGACUUACGCUCAGUGGUGGUCAGAAGCAGCGUGUUGCGCUCGCGCGAGCGAUUUACUCGAGAAAGCAAGUGCUCAUAGCGGACGAUAUCUUUUCAGGUCUGGACCCAGAAAGCAGGCGUCACAUUUGGACUCAAGUAUUUGGUCCAUUUGGAGUACUCCGUCGUCAAAAGGCCACCGUGAUACUUGCGACACAUACACGCACUUUCAGCGAGCUUUGUGAUUCAGUAGCCAUACUUAAGAGUCAACAAGGCAAGGAAGAUGACUCAAUAUCCGAGGAUUUAUCCGAUGAAAUUGAGCAAAAGCUACCCAGUGUACGAAGACAAGAAACUGAGGCCGAAGAAACCGAAAACCUAACUCAACGAAUGGGGGAUUCGUCUCUUUAUGCUUACUAUUUCAGAUCAAUAGGUUGGAAACUAGCUCUAGGAGCGCUUUUCUUUUCCACUACGGAACAGUUUCUUGCUCAAUUCGCCCAAAUCUGGCUUAAGUGGUGGACGGAGGCGAAUGAGGGCCAGUCUGAUACGAACACAGGCAUGUACUACGGUGUAUACGCCAUGUUCCUCUGUCUUGGAGUUGUAGCCAUUGGCGUUGAUUGCUGGUUCAUGUUUGUCGUUUUAAUCCCACGAUCUGCAGAAUGGCUUCACUGGCAGUUGUUGGAAGCCACAAUGAAGGCACCGAUGGCUUUCUUCAAUUCUGUCGACACUGGCGACUUGAUUAAUAGAUUUAGCCAAGACAUGUCUCUUGUAGACCGAGAAUUGCCUACAGCAGUUUAUACAACGACGUUUGGCCUUCUGUCAUGCAUUGGAGAUGCAAUCAUCAUUAUUGUCGGUGCGAAAUACCUUGCGGCAACAUUACCAGUCGCAAUCCUAGUACUCUACGCACUGCAAAAAUUCUAUCUCCGAACCUCACGCCAACUGCGUGUCCUGGACCUCCAGGCUAAAUCGCCACUGAACACGCAGCUUCUGGAGACCAUUGAAGGACUAUCAACAAUACGCGCGUUUCAUUGGCAAUCCGCUAUGACUAAGUCAUCUCUUGGAUUGUUAGAUCGUUCUCAGCGCCCGCACUAUCUGCUUCUCUCUAUUCAGCGCUGGUUAAACUUGGUCCUUGAUCUCUUGGUAACCGUCGCAGCGGUGCUUCUUGUCCUCUUUGGAGUUACCACCAAGACGUCCACUCCGGGAAACAUGGCCAUUGCCAUGUACAGCGCGCUGGGCUUUAGUGGAUCACUUGCCAACUUUAUCUCCUCUUGGACAUCUCUUGAAACAUCACUUGGAGCUAUCGCCCGCCUUAAAGAAUUCAUGCAAGUAACUCCUCAAGAGAUUGAGCCAUCACAGGACACGCUUUUGAAGCCUUCGACGUCAUGGCCUUCAAGAGGUCAAAUCGAUUGGCAAUAUAUCGAGGCUUUCUAUACUAGAAAAGAGGGAGGCGGAGAUCCUGUCCUUCACAACAUCUCGCUCCAGAUCCAGCCGGGCCAGAAGGUUGCCAUUUGCGGAAGAAGCGGAAGUGGAAAAUCAUCCCUGCUGUCAACGUUAUUUGGGCUAUUGGACUAUUCUGGGACCAUCACAAUUGAUGGGCUGGACAUCUCACAACUGUCUAAGCAAGCUCUACGGUCUGGUUUAAUCGUGGUUCCUCAGCAUCCUGUCCUGUUUCCAGGAUCAUUACGCUCAAAUCUUCUCUAUGACUCAGAUCAACAGGGACAAAUAAUCUCAGAUGCUGACAUUGUUGCUUUACUUGAGAGGUUGGAAGUAUGGGACGCCGUUUGCCAGAGUGGCUCUCUCGAUACUGAAAUGGCCGACCUGGCUCUGUCUUACGGCCAGAAGCAACUUCUCUGUUUGGCACGGGCCAUACUUCGUAAAGACAGAAGCAGAAUUGUCAUUCUGGAUGAGGCCAUGAGCGCGGUGGACCAUCAUACAGAAGAGCUCAUGAUCAAAGCUCUCGAGACCGAAUUUAAUGAGCACACCAUAAUUUCCAUAGUUCAUCGACUGAACACAGUUCGAAAUUUCGAUGCACUCGUCGUCCUCGAUCAAGGCAAAAUUGUCGAGAUGGGUAUACCUGGGGAGCUGAUUACCGAAAGUGGGCAGCUGAAAAGAUUCCAGAACGGCCGAAAAGUGUGA